Homo sapiens (human) is the source of this 2878-nucleotide messenger RNA. It is a transcript of the gene PPP2R3B, whose product is annotated as protein phosphatase 2 regulatory subunit B''beta. Gene Ontology annotation, molecular function: calcium ion binding. The coding region runs from base 260 to 1957 and encodes 565 amino acids. NCBI's taxonomy places the organism in Eukaryota, Metazoa, Chordata, Mammalia, Primates, Hominidae. The transcript is spliced from 13 exons. The record is from RefSeq and is a predicted model, not a curated record. Gene Ontology annotation, cellular component: nucleus.
CGCGGGCGCCCUUGUUUGGGAGCGCGGCCGGCGCGCCCGUUUUGAAGCUGCCCUGAGCAGCGCGGGCCGGACCGCGCCCCCUCCUCGGUCCCCGCGCCCCGCGAGUCCGCGCAGUUCCCGAGGCGCGGGCCCUGUUCCCUGCGCCGCGCCCCCUCAGCGGGCCGUGCUCGCAUCACCGAGGUCGGUCCGGGGCGGACCGAAGCCCCCGGGGCGGGGCGGGGCGCGGGCGUCCGGGGGCGCCGCGGGCCCAGCCCCCGCCAUGCCGCCCGGCAAAGUGCUGCAGCCGGUCCUGAAGAUGAAGGUGGACGAGCUGUUCCUGUACUGGCUCAGCGAGGCCAGCACGCAGCGGAUGCUGCAGGACUGCCUGCGCCGGAUCAAGGCGCCCGGGCGGGACCAGCCGACCCCGGGGGACGGGGAGCAGCCCGGGGCCUGGCCCACAGCCCCGCUCGCCGCCCCCCGGCCCAGCGGGCUCGAACCCCCGGGAACCCCCGGGCCGGGCCCUGCGCUGCCCCUGGGCGCCGCCUCCAGCCCCAGGAACGCGCCCCACGUUCGAGGCACCCGUAGAUCCGCAGGGACGAGAGUAGUUCAGACACGGAAAGAAGAGCCUCUGCCCCCGGCCACGAGCCAAAGCAUUCCGACCUUCUACUUCCCCAGAGGACGCCCGCAGGACUCCGUCAACGUGGAUGCCGUCAUCAGCAAGAUCGAGAGCACCUUCGCCCGGUUCCCCCACGAGAGGGCCACCAUGGAUGACAUGGGCCUGGUGGCCAAGGCCUGCGGCUGCCCCCUCUACUGGAAGGGGCCGCUCUUCUAUGGCGCCGGCGGGGAGCGCACGGGCUCCGUGUCCGUCCACAAGUUCGUCGCCAUGUGGAGAAAAAUCCUCCAGAACUGCCACGACGACGCGGCCAAGUUCGUCCAUCUGCUCAUGAGCCCCGGCUGCAACUACCUGGUGCAGGAGGACUUUGUCCCCUUCUUGCAGGACGUGGUGAACACGCACCCGGGGCUGUCGUUCCUGAAGGAGGCGUCCGAGUUCCACUCGCGCUACAUCACCACGGUCAUCCAGCGGAUCUUCUACGCCGUGAACCGGUCCUGGUCCGGCAGGAUCACCUGCGCCGAGCUGCGGAGGAGCUCCUUCCUGCAGAAUGUGGCGCUGCUGGAGGAGGAGGCGGACAUCAACCAGCUGACCGAAUUCUUCUCGUACGAGCAUUUCUACGUCAUCUACUGCAAGUUCGGGGAGCUGGACACGGACCACGACCUGCUCAUCGACGCGGACGACCUGGCGCGGCACAAUGACCACGCCCUUUCUACCAAGAUGAUAGACAGGAUCUUCUCAGGAGCAGUCACACGAGGCAGAAAAGUGCAGAAGGAAGGGAAGAUCAGCUAUGCCGACUUUGUCUGGUUUUUGAUCUCUGAGGAAGACAAAAAAACACCGACCAGCAUCGAGUACUGGUUCCGCUGCAUGGACCUGGACGGGGACGGCGCCCUGUCCAUGUUCGAGCUCGAGUACUUCUACGAGGAGCAGUGCCGAAGGCUGGACAGCAUGGCCAUCGAGGCCCUGCCCUUCCAGGACUGCCUCUGCCAGAUGCUGGACCUGGUCAAGCCGAGGACUGAAGGGAAGAUCACGCUGCAGGACCUGAAGCGCUGCAAGCUGGCUAACGUCUUCUUCGACACCUUCUUCAACAUCGAGAAGUACCUCGACCACGAGCAGAAAGAGCAGAUCUCCCUGCUCAGGGACGGUGACAGCGGCGGCCCCGAGCUCUCGGACUGGGAGAAGUACGCGGCCGAGGAGUACGACAUCCUGGUGGCCGAGGAGACUGCGGGAGAGCCCUGGGAGGACGGAGAUGGGGUUUCACCGUGUUGCCCAGGUUGGUCUUGGAUGCCUGAGCUCGAGGGUUCUCCCCGCCUCGGUCCCCCAACGUGCCGGAAUUACAGGUGUGAGCCCCUGCCCAGCCUUGAGUGAGCUUUGCUGGUUUGUGUGUUUCGGAAACUUGCCCGUUCCCAUCAGUGGGUUAUUGUUGGUAUUUCCUGCUCGUGACUCUGAUGUCUGCAGAAUCCAGUGAUAGCGUCUCUCACGCUCCUGAUACUGACUUUGUGUGUGAUCAGUGAGGCGAGGGGCCGACGAGGUUCACUCCUCUUCCCAGGGAACCACGGGUGUUUCUCCCCUUUGUUCUGCUGUUUUCCUUGAGUAUCUUCAGGCAGCGACGUGGGCCAUGGACACCGCAGCCCGCGGCCUUCUGAUUUUGGUGCAGCUCAAAAUACUUUCUGGUUACCGUUGGGUUCCCGACCCAUGGGUUCCAUGGACGUGCAUUUUAACCCCUGCUCCCCCAUCAGCCGCCCCGUCCGAUUCCUGCCAAGCAGCACAGGGCCCCUGCGGCCCACCCUGGGCCGUCUGUCCUGUGUGUCCGUCCUCCUCGUGGUCAUUGUUUGCACGGUGGCUCUGACCUGGCAGCCAACCUCUGGGUCCCCACAACUUCCCAGUCUCUGCCUUCUCCUGUCGGACACCCUAAGGCAGCUGUGGCCCCCAGACCUAGCCUGGAUGGGUGUGCGCCUGUCCCCACCACCGUCUGUCACCUCUGCUCCCCACCUGACCAGUGUCCACCCCCACGGCUGCCCGGCUUUGUGUCUGCGGCACAGCCAGCAGCACGCUGGGGUCGACUGCCUUCACCGUGUCCACGCCUGCUCCGGCAGUGGGAGCUCAGGUCCGUGGGGGUGACCGCGGGGAGCUCAGUGCCAGGCUGUCGGGGGCGUCUUGGAAAGCAGAGGUGUCCCCACAGGAUCUCUGAGAGUCUGUGUGGUCCGUGGCCGCGCUGGGUUCCCCGGAGCAGCGCCCGACGUCACUGCCGAGACCUUAAGGGAAGGCGCGCGUCCAGUCCUCGCACUG